AUGCAGAAGAUGGCAGAGCUGCUGGGGCUCAGGGACGAGUGCGGGGAGGGGACUUCGGGGGCUCCUGUGCUUGCUGGCUCCUGCCUUGCAGACAACAGGCUGAACCUGGAUGUUUAUCCUGACGGCUGCUGCCGGUUCCUCCAGCUGUUCCAGGGGCGACAGAGAGAGGUGGUCCAGGUGGAGUUCCUCCGGCUCAGCAGCAACGAUCACCUCCUUGGCACCACAUUGGGCAUCCUUCCUCAUCUGAAGCACCUGAAAUCCCUGGUGCUCAAAGGUGGCCAUGCCAGGGAUGAGUUUGGUUCAUGUCAGCAUGGCUCCCUGACAAGCUUGCCACCAGACGUUGGGAACUUGAGGUGUCUCACCCACCUGGAUCUCAGCUUCAACAGCCUCUCUACCUUGCCCACCUGCAUCCUCCACCUCCCCAGCCUCCGGGUGCUCCUGGUGAGCCACAACAGCCUGGUGGCACUCCCUGAGGACUUUGGCUGUCUGAGCAAGCUGACUUUCUUCUCUGCUAUGAAAAAUCAGCUGAAGGACUUACCUCGGAGCAUUGGAGAGCUGGCAGAGCUGCAGGACCUAGAUCUCUCGGAAAAUGCUUUGGAAUUCCUCCCUGAAGAAGUUGGGAAUCUGCACAACUGCACAGAACUGGAUCUCUCUGGGAAUUGCUUAUUGAGCAUCCCAGACUCCUUAGCCAAUAUGAAGUCUCUGCGGCGGCUCCACCUCCACAGCAAUCUCCUGGUGACGGUCCCUGCCUCGCUUGCCAGCCUGCCCAACUUGUCCAGACUUGAUCUGCGGAACAAUUGCCUCCGUGCUGUGCCCCCUGAGAUCCAGACUUCGCCAUUUGUGCAUCUCCGAGGCAAUCCCUUAGGAGAAACUGAGCCAUCCCUGCGGGCUGAUGAAUCCAAUGCUGGAGGGCUACAAAGACUCUUCCUUGCAUCAGCAGAGGACAGCUUUACUGUCACCUCUGAAGGCUGCAAAGUGGUCUUGGCCUGUGGCAUCCAUUUCUACUUUCCACCGGGGGCUGCCUCUGACCCUCUGCGGAUCUACUUCCGAACCCUCGCACCGGACCCUCAGUGGGUAAAGCUGAGACAUCAUGAUGUCCUGCUAAGUAGAGUCCUGGAGCUGCAGCCUCACGGGGUCAAAUUCCAGCAGGAGGUGCAAAUCUGGAUGCCAUAUGCCUCUCCUCAAACCCUUCACCAGCGUGAGGUGGUAGUUCGGACCUUCAGUGGGCAGAGCUGGAGUGAUCUGAGAACAAGAGUGGAGCAGAAGAGAAAAUCAAAGAAGCACAUGGCUCACUGUCGUGUCCUUCAUUUCUCUUGGUUCCUCGUUGUGUCUCGACUUGUGCAAAAUGAAUGCAAAGUGCCAACAGAGGGGACAUUGCUCUUUUCCAGUGUGGAUCCAAACAUCAAAGUGACCUUUCCUCCUGGAGUCACUGAAGAGACUCGCAAUGUCAAGCUGCAGGUGCUGCCGGUCUCUGCAGAAGAGAUAGAAGAAAUCACAGCUGAUGCAGCAUGCAGAGCCAGUCCCCUACUCUGCCUCUCCCAGGACUCCCUGGUGGAUUUUCUCAGGCCAGUGAGAAUUCAGCUGCCCCUCCCGCCUGGGGUCACAGGGAUAAAUUUGGAUCGGUCAAGGCUGCAUCUUCUCCAUGGCGACCUGGAGGGUCAAACCUGGGAUGACAUUACCAGUCAGGUGGUGCUGGAAUUCACCCAUCUUUAUGCAGUGUUUGAAGUCACACACUUCUCCUGGUACUGGCUGUGGUACACCACUAAGACCUACAUUGGAGGCAUUGCCAAGAAAGUCUAUGAGCGGCUGCGUAUGUACCAGGUGAACUUCAUUGCUCUACAGAGGAGGAAGGACCCCGAGCAAGUCCUGCUACAGUGUGUCCCCAAGAACAAGGUUGACCCAGUGCUGAAGAAGCUGCAGGACCGCUAUCGAGGACCUGAGCCAUCCGACAUGGUGGAGAUGUUUGAGGGAGAGCAAUUUUUUGCAGCUUUUGAGCGAGGCAUCAGCAUCGAUAUGGAUCGCCCUGACUGUGUGGAUGGACGUCUCUCGUUUAUUUUUUACUCCCACUUGAAGAACAUGAAGGAAAUCUAUGUGACCUCCCCUGUAGACAGGAAAGGCCAAGCUGUAAAAGGCCAGGUCUCUUUCUACCGAGGAGCAGUUCCCGAGAGUAUCCCUGAAGAUGCCAGCAGGAGGAGGAAAGGACCAGACUCCCUCUGGCUCGCUACUCUGCCCAUCAAACUGCCUCGAUUGAAACCCCGCUGGGGUGAGAACCCCGGUACCCUGAAUGGCUUCUCCUUUCCUCCCUUGAACCUGGGCAACGCCGAGACUGGCUACCUGACACAGGCAAACCUGCUAAGCAUUGCCAGGCGUGUGGGAGCUGACUGGCAGACCAUCGGCCUGAACCUGGGCUUGACCUAUCAGCAGAUUGAGCGCAUAGGAUACAAUAACAGAGAGGACCUUGAUAAGCAGAUCUUGGACAUGCUUUUCUCAUGGGCUCAGCAAAACUCGGAGGACCCUGACUGUGUGAGCAAGUUGAUUUCUGCCAUGAAAGAGAGUGGCCGCCAGGACAUUGCUGAUGAGGUCGAAACCAUCAUUGAGCUGGGACGGCAGAAAUACAGGGAGUCCAUCCGCCGGGUGGGCUUGGAGCAGGAGAGCAGCACUGAGGACUCUGCAAUAGCUAUGAUGUAG
Molecule: messenger RNA, 2688 nt
Organism: Balearica regulorum gibbericeps (East African grey crowned-crane)
Lineage: Eukaryota; Metazoa; Chordata; Aves; Gruiformes; Gruidae
Gene: PIDD1
Product: p53-induced death domain protein 1
Biological process (GO): signal transduction; DNA damage response; apoptotic process
Cellular component (GO): cytoplasm
Molecular function (GO): protein binding
Source: RefSeq, a predicted model, not a curated record